Phycomyces blakesleeanus NRRL 1555(-) is the source of this 684-nucleotide messenger RNA. RefSeq lists its product as hypothetical. Gene Ontology annotation, biological process: mitochondrial translational initiation; ribosome disassembly. Gene Ontology annotation, molecular function: translation initiation factor activity; ribosome binding. The coding region runs from base 1 to 684 and encodes 227 amino acids. Gene Ontology annotation, cellular component: mitochondrion. The record is from RefSeq and is a predicted model, not a curated record. The transcript has a single exon. Lineage: Eukaryota; Fungi; Mucoromycota; Mucoromycetes; Mucorales; Phycomycetaceae.
AUGAACAGACAAUGGAUGCAAUCCCUCUGCGUGUGUGUCCGCACACACAUUCUUGAGCGUACUGUCUCAAACCAGACACCCUUACGUGCCUACGGAGGACUCAGUUCGGUUCGCCCUCCCAUGGGUGGCUUUCUCAAACCACGUCCACCUUUACCAACUCGUUCUGCCACACCAAUUGCACCUACAGAUCGAUUGCGCCGCGAUGAAGAAAUCACCGCACGGUUCAUUACUCUUGUUGACGAAAAAGGCCAGGUUCACGAACGAAUUCGCUUAGCCGACGCCCUGCGCCGCUUCGAUCGGUCGAGCUACUUCUUAAUCGAGGUCGAUCCUUCUGCCGAGCCCAAUCCAGUCUGUCGUAUGUUUGACAAGAAGGCUAUCUUUGAAAAGCAAAAGGCAUCCAAGAAAAAGAAGCAGACCACCCCAGAGUCGGUUCUUAAGGAAGUUUCUUUUGGAUGGAACGUCAGUUUGCACGACAUGGAUCACAAACUCGGCAGGGCCAGUCAGUUCCUUGAAAAGGGAAACAAGGUCAAGGUUGAAAUCGUCAGUAAGAAAGGACAGCAGCGCCUCGACCCAAAAGAGCAGCAAAAGGUCAUUGACCAAGUAAUUUCCCAUCUUUCUGCCUUCCGUGUCACAAAGCCAGCAGCAUUUUCCAACGGUGCUUGCCAAAUCCAAUUUGAAAAAUAG